Molecule: messenger RNA, 2622 nt
Organism: Metarhizium acridum CQMa 102
Lineage: Eukaryota; Fungi; Ascomycota; Sordariomycetes; Hypocreales; Clavicipitaceae
Source: RefSeq, a predicted model, not a curated record
AUGAAAGAGCCUGAAGCCGAACUUCAGGCCAGUGCCAACUUGUCCCCCGUGUCACCAUCGCCUGUCCACACCGCGGCGCCGCUUGUUGUUCCAGCACUUCAAGACACUGUCGAUAACAUUGACGCCAUGGUUGCUGCUGCUACCACUGGUGCCCCUGAGGCCCUUGUCGACAAGCCCGUUGUCGAUGCCGCCCUCGCUGAUGCCACUGACAACGACGAUGUUGUAGAUGACGACAGUUUUAACGACCCAUAUGGCGAGGAUACUGAGCCUGCCCAGCCUGCGCAGGCCCAGCCUCCGCCAGAGCCCUCAGAAGCCAACGACGAUUACGCCAAGACAUUUGACUCGCCCAUCGAACCAAACGAAGGAGGUGAACAGGACAUUGAUCAACUUGUGUCGUCAAGUCUGCAGGAAUCCAAUCCAGUUCCCAUUCCAUCCGAGCAGUUGAACGUCAGUCGAUCUUCAGAAGUUAGCCCUGCUACCGUCCAUGACCCAUCUGCAACGUCUACGCCUCCUGUUUCAAACAGCCAUCAAAAUGCCCAGCAUGAAUCUUCAGCCAACCUUCCUGUCCCAGCACCAUCAGACCAUAAAGAGGAUGGCCAGCAAGACCAGAACCAAGACAAAGACCAAGGAGCCCAGCCUAAGCCCACAGAUGGUCCAGAUCCCGCUGCUACGGAGUCGCAAAGUUCUUCAUCGCUUGAUAUCCAGAAACUUGUGGCUGACCUCACUGCCCAACCUACUGAAUCCAAUGCCGACUCUGAUCCAUCUCCUGCUUCGCCGGCACAGGCUGAACCGCCCACGGGUUCUGCGUCUCUGUCGUCCUCGACUACAUUGCCAUCUACUUCCUCCCUUCCCCCAAGGCCUCCCCAACCGCACUCCACUUCCCCAUUGUAUGCCUCACAGCAUCAUCCCGCUGGAGCUAAUCCUAAUGCAACCGCAGCUGUCGUUGCUCAACCAAACACUGGUCAAGCGCCAUCAUAUCACAUCGGCAGUGCUGCAGGAACCUCCACAGACCCCGUGGCCAGUCUUCCCCUCCCCCCUGCCAGCGGCCUGAAUGUUUCGCCGUAUUCAACCCAGACAGCACCUGGGUACUCCGCGGAUCAGGGUCGUGAUGUAGAGUACCAACGCCAAUGGGACCAGUUCAUGGCUGACGAGAGACAAUACAUGUCUGAGGCUAAGUGGGAUCGAUUUCCUGAAGGAUCCCGCAUCUUUAUUGGUAGGCCAUCUUUCAACCUGAUCCACCACUUGGAAUGUUUGCUGACUUUGCUUUCUUCCCCGACAGGCAACCUCUCAAGUGAUAAGGUUUCUAAACGCGACGUGUUUGAAUUAUUCCAUAGAUAUGGUAGACUUGCACAAAUCUCUUUGAAGUCCGCAUACGGAUUUGUGCAGUAUCACACCAUCGAAGAAGGUCAAAGGGCAAUGGACAACCUGCAGGGAAUCGAGAUCAAGGGUCGUCGCAUACAUCUUGAAAUAUCUCGCGUACAGGACAAGUCAAAGAAAGACCGCAACCGAAGCCCAGACAGAGGUCGCGGCCGUGAGAAUGGGCGGAGAGGGGAUAAACACGGCCGAGAUGAUUAUCGUCCCGGUAGAAAUCACUCACCUCGUCGGAACGAUUACCACUCUCGUGACGACAGUUUCGGAGGGAGAGACCGUGGCUACAGCGACUCUAGUCGUGGCGGCCGAGGACGGUCCCGAUCGCCCCCGUAUGGGCGCAGUGAUCGUGAUCCCUAUCGGAGACGAAGCCCGAGCCCACAUGGACGGCCUCGUAAUGAACCUGACCUUGAUAUUCCACGAAGAUACGGCGCCGAUGUGCCAGAUGUGCAAAUUAUCUUGCAGCCCGAUGUCAAUCGCGAUUUCGUAAACUGGGUUGAGGGGGCCUUCAAGGUCAAGGGCCUGAAGACGCAGGUUAUGUACUUGCAUCCUCGCUUUCCCAAGGAUCAAGUCAUUCAGCGACAAGCAGCAGAAGGUGUACACGGUGUUGUGGACUUGGAUAUCCGUGCUCAGAAUCUCGCCAGAGUCCCUGUGCAGGUGUUCGACCGCUCUGCUGGAAGCAACAAUGUGCGCUUUGAUCAAUACGUGGACCUUGACCCCGGCACUGCAGCAGAGGUGAUUCUACGCGCCAAGUCGAGUGCCGCAGCCGCAAACUACAACCAAGGCUAUGGCAGCAAUGGAGCAUAUCAGAACCCCUACGGCACACAGCAUCAGCAGCCUGCUUAUGGGGGAGGUCAACAGCCAACUGCGUACCCUCUACAGCCACAGCAACCACCCACAACUUCAGCCGCUGAUAUUGCCAGCCUAAUGGGACAUGUUGAUAACGCUACACUUCAGCGACUGCUAUCAACGAUUCAGGGCCAGUCAGCAGCGCCUCCAGCGGCUGGGAGCUACCCUCACCCUGCGGUCGGUGGUGCCCACACAACUCACAACCCUACAGUCGACAUCCAAGCUAUAUUGGGGAGCUUAAGCGGUACAAAACCCCAACAUGCACCUUCACAAACACCAUAUGGGGCCCCUUACGGAGGUCAGCCGCCAAAUGGAAGCAGCAAUCAAGGUGCAACUGGGAACAAUGGAGAUGCUGCCAGCCAGGUACAAAAUAUUAUGGCACAGCUCGCCCGCUAUAGACAGUGA